Colletotrichum destructivum is the source of this 453-nucleotide messenger RNA. RefSeq lists its product as uncharacterized. The record is from RefSeq and is a predicted model, not a curated record. Bases 37 to 408 code for a protein of 123 amino acids. The transcript has 2 exons. Lineage: Eukaryota; Fungi; Ascomycota; Sordariomycetes; Glomerellales; Glomerellaceae.
ACCUACGUCUCCUAAUCACACACCAGACAUUAUCAAAUGCUGUCAUUAGCAAUCAAAGCUGGGGAAUUCGAUCUGUACUUUGACUUUUCCGCAAUCCACGAUACUCACAAAGUUUGGGGUUGCCAUUGCUGUCGCCCUUGCAUCUCGACCUCGUCUUUUGUCCGACUGCACUUCUUGCCCUUUCGGGCUCUUGUGCGCCCAAAGUCGAACGCGGAGCAGACGCAGCCGAAUUCUGGUGGACCGAGUUCGUUAGAACCAAGGGUUACGAGCUUCCCCCCCUCCCAUUUAAAUACGGAUCCUCCACCUCGAACCUCCCAACCCACCAACCGCCAUCCCCGAGAGCCUUUUACUGUAAUCGAGGAGGAAUUCAGUCCUGCACCGCUUGCAGUUUCGAGCUUCGUUACGUGAAUCGUCUUACCGGUGGUGGCUUGCCUUGAAUGGCUCGUAGCGUGA